AGGCUAAACCAGAUUAAAUGAACGGAAAUGGAAUCGUGAUUGAAGGCUUUUUAAUCAAAACAAAAUACAUCUAGACUAGAUCAGUUUUAUUUUCUUGAACUUUGUAUAAGCUCGAGGCUCUGUUUGUUUGUGACUUUUCAACUUUGUGCAACUGUUAGUGCAUAGAAUCUUCUUGUCAUAAUGGGUAGCCUCUUCGCGACGCCAUUUCGUGACCGGAAGUUGAAGCUUCAAGAUGUACAGGAAGUCAGAAGUAAUGUUGAGCUCGGAUCCUCAGAGCAGAAGAGUCAAGAUUUGGCGUUCGAUCAGAAAUUGACUUCCACAGUAGGCUCAGAAAACGUGUCUCCUUCUCUUGGCAAAAAAAUGAUCUCCCCAAGUUCUUCCAUAAUUCGAAAGACUUUCACGUCCAGUCUUCAAAGCAAGCUGUCCACUGUACUGAUGAGCAGUGAGCCGACCUUGUUGAAUAGUGACCGAUUGCACAGCUUUGAUAUGAACGACCUGCCGCACAUGAGCAACAUGAGAUAUAUCUUACUGUUCUUCUGCUUCUUGGCCUUCUUCGUGGCUCCAGUUAUCUAUAUGCCUCUUGGAACUAUCCAGUCUGCGUUUUAUCACAAGUGUUUUCUGUUUACUGAAAUCAAAAUAAUGAACAGUAAAGUCUUGCUACGUGACGAUGUGACCAACAACACCUUCUUCCCCACAUUCGACAGCCUGAACACGCAAUGGGGACCUCAGAUUUUCUGCGACUUCACCACAUUCGUUCCCGUGUCUGUGGCCAUUUUUUCUGUCAUCAUCGGAUGGUCAACGUUUACUAUCUGGCCUGCAAUGUUGUCCAUGGGCAAAGGAGGUGUGCUAAUGAUGGUCUAUGUCUCGAUGUGUAUCAUCAGCCUUGUGGCUAUCUCCACAGCGUGUACACUGCUCAAAGUAGGCUAUGAAAACACGUGUUCCAGAUCACUCAGUAUACAACUGGGUUCCUACACUGUUUCCUGCGAAGGACUGGAGACUAUCACUAUCUCAGAACUGUCCAAUAAAGCCUUAGUCCAAGACAUUCAUCGAAGCAUGCGCAUAGCUCAGCUCGGCGCCUGGUGCCUGGUCUGUCUCUCCUCGGCUAAAGUCCUGGUCAGUCUGUACACUUUCCUGAUCAUCUGGUUCCACUUCCACUACGCCCCGUUUUUUAUGGACGACAGUGACACUAUCUACGUAGAGAGCAUUGAGUCACUUUAAGCUACUCUGGCGGCUGUGCCUUUAGUCAGGUCGUGAAAAGCAAAGGUUCGAGUCUUUGUAAAAGUGAAGCUCUUUUGUCUUGUGACUGCAUGCAAACCGGGAGACAUUGAUGUGCAAUACUAUGUAUUAAAUAAUGAUGCAAUUAUUC
This is a messenger RNA of Biomphalaria glabrata, 1366 nucleotides long. RefSeq names its product transmembrane protein 179-like. Lineage: Eukaryota; Metazoa; Mollusca; Gastropoda; Planorbidae. Bases 181 to 1218 code for a protein of 345 amino acids. The transcript has 9 exons. The record is from RefSeq and is a predicted model, not a curated record.